Molecule: messenger RNA, 2573 nt
Organism: Danio rerio (zebrafish)
Lineage: Eukaryota; Metazoa; Chordata; Actinopteri; Cypriniformes; Danionidae
Source: RefSeq, a predicted model, not a curated record
UCAUUUAUUCAUUUAUAUAGCUGCACAUCUGGCAACCGGAUGUAAGAUGACAUCAUUCAUUUAUUAAUUCAUAUAGCUCCAGAUCUGGCAGCCCGAUGUAAAACAAUAUAAUUCGUUCAUUCAUUCAUUCAUUCCUUCAUUCAUUCAAUCAUUUAUAAAGUACCAGAUCUGGCAACCAGAUGUAGGACAACCAUUCAUUCAUUUAGUCCUAUAGCUGCACAUCUGGCAACCAGAUGAAAGAUAACCAACCAUUCAUUCAUUCAUUCAUUCAUUCAUUCAUUCAUAUAGCUCCAGAUCUGGCAACCUGAUGUAAGACAAUAUUAUUCUUUCAUUCAUAUAUCUGCACAUCUGGCAACCGGAUGUAAGAUAACCAACCAUUCAUUCAUUCAUUCAAUUAUUCAUUCAUUCAUACAGCUCCAGAUCUGGUAUCUUGAUGUAAGACAAUAUUAUUCAUUUAUUCAUGCAUCUGCACAUCUGGCAACCGGGUGUAAGAUAACCAACCAAUCAUUUAUUCAUUCAUUCAUUUAUUCAUUCAUAUAGCUUCAGAUCUGGCAACCCGAUGUAAAACACUAGAAUUCAUUCAUUCCUGUAUCUGCACAUCUGGCAACCGGAUGUAAGACAACCAACCAUUCAUUCAUUCAUAUAUCUGCACAUCUGGAAACUUGAUGUAGGACAACCAUUCAUUCAUUUAAUUAUAUAGCUGCACAUCUGGCAACGGUAUGCAAGACAACCAAUCAUUCAUUCAUUCAUUCAUAAAUCUUCACAUCUGGCAACCAAAUGUAAGAAAACCAUUCAUUCAUUCAUAUAACUCCAGAUCUGACAACCUGAUGGAAGAUAAUACAAUUCAUUCAUUUAUUCAUAUAUCUGCACAUCUGACAAUCGGAUGCAAGACAACCAACCAACUAAUCAUUCAUUCAUUUAUUUAUUUAUAUAGCUGCACAUCUGGCAACCGGGUGUAAAACAACAUCAUUCAUUCAUUCAUUCAUUCAUAUUUCUGCACACCUGGAAACCAGCUGUAGGACAACCAUUCAUUCAUUCAUUCAUAUAGCUGCACAUCUGGCAACCUGAUGUAAGACAACCAUUCAUUCAUUCAUAUAGCUCCAGAUCUGGCAAUCUGAUGGAAGACAAUAUUAUUCAUUCAUUCAUAUAUCCGCACUUCUGGCAAUCGAAUGUAAGAUAACCAACCAUUCAUUUAUUUAUUUAUAUAGCUGCACAUCUGGCAACCGGAUGUAAAACAUCAUUCAUUCAUUCAUUCAUGUAGCUCCAGAUCUGGCAACCAGAUAUUGUUUGUCUUCAGGAAGUGCAGGAGGAUCACUUUCAGGAGCAGAUGCAUCCCGUCCUGAUCAACAUGGGUUAUACAUGCAUCUAUAAGCGUCGCACAGGCUCAAAAACAGACGGUUGUGCUGUGUUAUACCGCGGUGAACGCUUCACUCAGCUCUCCGUCAGUCUGCUGGAGUUUCGCCGCUCGGAGUGUGAGCUGCUGGAUCGGGAUAAUGUAGGCAUCGUGCUGCUCCUCCAGCCCACGGCGGGACCCCAUCAUCAGUUUACACCGGUGUGUGUUGCUAACACACACCUCCUGUUCAACCCCAGGAGAGGAGACGUGAAGCUGGCCCAGCUCGCCAUCAUGUUCGCCGAGAUCCACAGCGUGAUGCAGAAAUGCAGGAGUGAAGGGAAAAGCUGCGAGCUGAUUCUGUGCGGAGACUUCAAUGCUGUACCCAGGAGUCCUCUGUGGACGCUGAUCACCACCGGGGAGCUCUACUACCACGGCCUACCGACAUGGAUGGUUUCAGGGCAGACGGAUUUGUCAUAUAAAGCUCAUCACAACAGGCUUUUCUCCCCAUUGUGGCCCAGCAGCCUCGGCAUCACUGACCGCUGCCAGUACAACACUGACACACACACCACAGCUUCAGAUGGUAAACAGCAGUACAGUCAUGAGUUCAUGUGUCAGCUGCGCUUCUGUGAGGCGGCGUGUGUUCGGCCUGCAGAUCUAGAGCUCAUACCCGGAGUCACAGACAAAACACCCGACCUAAGAGACAUGUUUAGUCUAAGGUUCAGUCCUUCUUUACGUCACAGGUUGAGUCUGACGUCUGCUUACAGUCAUAUUCAUCCCGAAACUCUGACUGACCUGGUCACGACACUGAACUCUGAAGGAGCUGCCAUGGUCGACUACAUCUUCUACUCCCAACGGCAGAAGAGCGGCUUCAACGGAGGCGGAGAGAGCGCUGGUGGUCUGAAACUGCUGGCUCGUCUGUCUCUGCUGUCUGAAGCUCAUCUCUGGUCUCUGCGAGGUUUACCCGAUGAAAGCUUCCCCUCUGAUCAUCUCAGCCUGCUGGUCAAACUUCAGCUCAGCUCAGCGGAUAUAUGACCACGCUAGCACUCGUCUUCUUUAUUAUUUUAACUGCCUUUGUAUUGUAAAUCGCACAAAGAAAUUCAGUUUUGGUCAGAUCAGUAUUUUGUUGUGUAUUCAGAAUUUUCAGUGUAUGUGUGUUUAUUACAAUCUACCAUGUGAGGAAAUCUGACACGGCGUGUAUAAUUGACAGUGUUCCUAAUUAAUAAAUCAUAAUUAUACACUU